UUCCGUUUUUUCUGUACAUUUUUGAUAACUUUUCCUUACUUUUCAGGAAUCAGGACAACUACGAAGUAGUUCGAAAAAUCGGUCGCGGAAAAUAUUCGGAGGUCUUUGAAGGAAUUCGCGUACCGACUGGUGAGAAAUGUGUGAUAAAGAUUCUGAAACCGGUGAAGAAGAAGAAGAUUAAGAGGGAAAUCAAAAUUCUCCAAAACCUAUGCGGAGGGACUAACGUGGUAGAGUUGUAUGAUGUUGUAAGAGAUCCCAACUCGAAGACUCCUAGUUUGGUAA
Perkinsus marinus ATCC 50983 is the source of this 282-nucleotide messenger RNA. RefSeq names its product casein kinase ii, alpha chain, putative. Gene Ontology annotation, cellular component: cytosol; nucleus; protein kinase CK2 complex. Gene Ontology annotation, biological process: protein phosphorylation. NCBI's taxonomy places the organism in Eukaryota, Perkinsozoa, Perkinsida, Perkinsidae. The transcript has 2 exons. The annotation marks the transcript as partial. Gene Ontology annotation, molecular function: ATP binding; protein serine/threonine kinase activity. The record is from RefSeq and is a predicted model, not a curated record.